Molecule: messenger RNA, 469 nt
Organism: Rattus norvegicus (Norway rat)
Lineage: Eukaryota; Metazoa; Chordata; Mammalia; Rodentia; Muridae
Source: RefSeq, a predicted model, not a curated record
AUGACGCUGACGGCAGGGUUCUCAAUGGCAACAAUCCGCAUGCGAGGAACCAUCUCCCGGGAGCACCCAUGGGAGGUUAUGCCUGAUCUUUACUUCUAUAGGGACCCAGAGGAGAUUGAGAAGGAGGAGCAGGCUGCUCCCGAGAAGGCUGUGACCAAGGAGGAAUUCCAGGGUGAAUGGACUGCACCAGCACCUGAGUUCACUGCUGCUCAGCCUGAGGUGGCCGACGGGUCUGAGGGUGUGCAGGUGCCCUCUAUGCCCAUCCAGCAGUUCCCCACGGAAGACUGGAGUGCACAGCCAGCCACUGAGGACUGGUCAGCAGCUCCCACAGCACAGGCCACUGAGUGGGUUGGAGCCACCACUGAGUGGUCCUGAGCUGCUCUGCAGGUGCCUGAACCAAGGGAAAAAAGGUGGAAGGAAAAUAAAGUUUCUGAAAGCUGGAAAAAAAAAAAAGAAAAGAAAAGAAAAA